GAACUCAGAAUAUACUCUGUUCCAAUGGGGAAGUUUGCAAGCACGGAUUCUUCAUCAAAUCGCCACCUCUUCAACUUCUGAGCUCCCAGAAUUCCUGGAAAAGGCGGUUUUUCAUCCUGUCCAAAUCCAGCAAGAGUUUCUACACCCUGAAGUACCUAAAAGGCCAGAGUAUAAAAGGCUCCAUAGCUGUUGAUCAGAUCAUAAAUAUAGAAGUUGGCAUAAGUAAUUCUGACAGGAUGGCAAUAGUAAAGAAGAUGUUUAAAUGCCCUCCUGAAGAGGUGAUGUCCAUCAGUACUGGAGACAGAAGUUACUACCUCAUUGGGAAGUGCAGGCAAGAGAUAGAAGAAUGGGUCACUGAGAUAUCUUCAAUUUGCAAGGAGGUGAAAGGAGGUGGAUGUCCUCAGAACCAAAAUUUUGCAAAUCCAGAAGUCAAAAGCCGUCCUUCCUCUUUGCCAUUGUUCUUGACUGAUGCAGGAAUGACCAACCACCUAGAAAGCCAAAGCAUCCAGAAGGAGAAAGAUCACUCGGAAGAAAAGAACAGGCCUAAUUCGGACCCUGGCACCCAUCAGACUCAGGGUGACUCACUAGGAAGAGCUUUUCCAAGCCUGCAAAAUAAAAAUAUGGGGAAGACUGAAGAAAAUCCACUGUCAUCAGAUACAGAUGAAGACAUCAAAGAGGAAGAUGAUGACUAUUAUAAAACUCCAAGCAGUCUUUUAGCAAAGUGUAAUACUGAAAUAUCAAAGCCUGACCCUACAGCUGAGUCUAAUAUCCCUGUGCAAGAAAAACCAGUGCACAAGAACGCUGUGAAGGAGCACAUUUAUAUGUCAAUGAAAUCACUUCGGGUCCUGGAUGAAAAUCACCAGCUCACGUGCAACAGUGAUGGACUCCUGACUCUUCCCAAGUGCCAGGAAACCAAUGCAUGUCCAAGAGACUUGGUGGCAAACAGAAACAUAAAACUUGUGGAAAGCAGCACCAAUCAGCAGUCAAUCCUUCAGAGAAAGCAAAAUUCACUACCCCUUUCAGUUGUUCAACUGACUGUAUUACUCGGUCAAGUUACAGAUGAGACCCAACUGCAGAAGUUAGAUAUUUUCAUCCCCCUGACUGAUAUUAGCAGUUACCUAACACUUACUGAAGCAGCAGGACAAAUAUGUGUCUCACACUGGACUGGUCCUUGCCGACUUGGAUGUAUAUUUAACCAUGGAGACCAUAUAGUGGCUGUGAAUGACCUGCACCCUAAGAAUGUGGAGGAAGUUUCCCUGUUUAUCAGCAGGUCCACAAGAAAGGAGGUGAAACUUACUCUACAUAGGAUCCCAGAUUCAGAUAUCUUCCACGCAGAAGGCUGCUCAUGUUCCUGAAGACAAGAUCUCAGC
Tinamus guttatus (white-throated tinamou) is the source of this 1370-nucleotide messenger RNA. Lineage: Eukaryota; Metazoa; Chordata; Aves; Tinamiformes; Tinamidae. The record is from RefSeq and is a predicted model, not a curated record.